UUCACUGAGUGAAGAGAUUCAACAACUGCUGACGAUAUUUGCGCCCAUUUUUGACUUGUGUUUUACUUUGAAAUACCGAAUUUCAUAUUUGUCCUCUGUGCCAAAAGAGGAGAAAGAUCUUCAAGAUGAAUGCUCCGUGCUCAAGAUGUAAAAAGACGGUAUAUCCAGUGGAAAAGUUUUCGUGUUUGGAUAAGAUUUGGCACAAAGGCUGCUUCACAUGUGAAACUUGUAACCUUAAACUUACAAUGAAAACAUACAAAGGCUACAACAAGCUACCAUACUGCAAUACGCAUUACCCAACAACAAAAUUCACAGCUGUAGCUGAUACACCAGAGAACCUACGCCUUUCCCAACAGACAAAGAAUCAGAGUGAUUUGGUGUACCACAAGGAUCACAAAAGUGACUUGAGCAAGUUCUCCAAGGUCACUGACACGCCCGCUUCAGAAACCUUUAAGAAGAACCAGAUGAAUAUCAGUGAUGUGCACUAUCAGAAUAAAGUAGGACAGCGUGACCAGAUGGAAGCAGCGAGGUUAGCCGGACAGAGUGGACAACAAAGUGAUGAGGGAUUUGACUACAACCCUGCACAAGAACUUGAGACAGCCCUAGGCUCUGUGUGGAGGGGUGCAGGUGGUUAUGCCCAGCCUCCUCCUUCUCAGCCACAAGUCCAAGCACCACCACCACAGGCGUACAAUACUCCACCACCACAGGCGUACAAUCCUCCACCAGCCGCCGCCCAGCCACCUCCUCAACCAAAAUCUAGUGGGCCGAAGUAUGUAGCUGUGUAUGAUUACGCUGCGGCUGAUGAAGAUGAAGUUUCCUUCAGAGAGGGCGACGUCAUCAUUGACGCUACCGUUAUUGAUGAUGGCUGGAUGGAAGGAAGAGUCGAGUCGACUGGAGCCCACGGAAUGCUGCCUUCCAACUACGUUGAACCCAUGUAGACGCCGGCAUAAAACAGUGACAAACGCCUCCCUUUGUUAAUUUAGGUGGCCAUUAUAUAGCAUGUACAAACACAGAAUGUAUACUACUAGUGGAAAAUGAUGCUAACAAUUUUUUGAUUAUUUUUGUUUGACCUUAGUUGGGAUCUCUGGCCUAACUUCAUGGCUCUGCUUACUGCCAAUUUCUGUGUUUACAGGGCAAGCAUCAUUUCUGUGCAGCUGUGUAAGCAAUGAAUGCCUAGUAACAUGGAGUACGCAUGUGCACAAGCAGAAAUUCCUCGUAAACCUAUGAAAUAUACUUGAUGUAAUGCGCGGAAUUUCCUGCUCUGUAAGUGUUGAUUCUUUGCUUACGGUAAGCAGAGCCAUGAAAUUUGGCACAGGUUGCCGCGGUGGUACUGUCCCUGCUAAGAGCCUCUGUAGGUCCGGGUUCACAUCCCACGUUGGAUUGGUAUCAACCGGUUGAGGAGAUGUUCUGUCCUUUUUCACCCUUCUUGAGUUUUCCUUUUUUCCUUCCGCAUCUAAAACUGACAUUUCAUCUUCAUCAGAAUGAUGCUUUGAAGGUGGAACAGUCGGAUUGUAUGUGAACCAAUCUUGACAAUAUCUCUCUCCGUUUUUACUUCUUUCAUAGAAAUUUUGUAUGAACGAUUUGGUAGUGACGUUGAUGAAGAAAAUGGCUUUGGUCUGAAGUGCUUAACACUUCCAUGACAUCAGAUUGUUUUUUAAUACCAACUUUUAGUGCCUGGACAAGCACACGAAGUGACUUCUUGGGCCUUUCUUUCAAUAUAAUUCAACCAAUUCAAUGGUUUGUUUUUUCAGUCCUGUUUGCAGUGACCUCCUUCCUGACAUAAAAUUCCUCUCUGAAAUUAAUCAACUUAUUCAAGAUGUAAUCCCUCAACAUUUUAUCUCACACUAACAAUAUUGGUGCUUUAUUUCUAUAUCAGUCGAUUGUCUCUAGACCCGGAUUUCUUCCUUCUCAAUGCAGAACUUGUUUUUACGACCCAAAUCAGCUGGCGAGUAUUCAGGAGACAUGCCUAGGUGGCUGUUCUAAAUUAGUAUUAUAAUUUUGUUAAAAUCAAUGAUGAAUUUAUUUGUCUGCAUACCUCAAGGUCUACACCCAAAGUGAUUAAUACAGACCCCUGUGAAUUGUGUCAUAGUCACCAGACUAUUUUCUACGACAGUCUCGUAUUCUUAAAACAUGAACAAAUUAUUGUGUCACUCCCUGGAAAAAGUUUCUUUUAAGAUUUUUUGGAGUGACUCAAGGAAAGUUGUCUUGAAAUAUUUGUUUUUCUUAUUUUAAGAGUAUCAUUUUUAGCAGUGCAUCUUAACCUUUUUGGUCGGUGGUAUUUUGGGGGAAAAUAACUCCUGGUUUGAGUCCAAUGCUAUUUCCAAAACAGCAGCUCUGCCUACGGCAUCCUAACCUUCUGGGGUCUUUAUUCUUUAUUCUUUUGGUUGUACUUAGGCUUGUGAAAUCAUAAUCGAGAGCUGUACUGGGCUUGUGCUUCAAAUAUUGGAUUUAAAAACAAAGUUAAAUGGAAGAGUCACAUUUUCUCAUGAAAAACUUAAAACAAUAAAAAAAUUAAUUAAACAAUAUUAUAUGCAAAUCUGCAAAGCCUUUUUGUUUUUUUGCUUUUGUACAAAUAUUCUGCAAAGUAAAUACGAUUUAAUAUAAAAGAUGGCAGUAUUUUCUGAAUACUUUUAAGAACAGACGAUUAAAAAUUAAUUCCAUUAUCCUUAAAAUUGAUUGCAUAAUAAUCAUGGUGAGUAGUGAUUUGGCAUUAAUUGCUUUCUAUGUUAAUGGACUGUUAUGAACAUUUUAAGUUUUCUUUCAUUUAUUUUGGUGUAUAUUUCUCCCAUGUUGAUGGAAUAAUAUUUUAUUAUAAGAAUGCUAAUUAAAAUUUAAAAACAGAUGCAUGCAUGCUGUAGCUGAAGAUGUAAGCUUUAGUUUGCCUCGUUAAGUUGGUGUUUAAACGACAACUUAAAACUGAGCACAGUCAAAACAAAACCUGUUUGUAAUUUUUCGCUGGUUUAUCAGACUUUUCCGUACACUUCAGGAAUGCAAAAUCAAUCAUCUGUUUUUUCUUUAUUUGAAAAGGUAAACAUGCUCAUUGAAAUAAUGUGUCCUAAUCAGUAGAAUGUGUUUGGUUUGUCCCAAACGCUUCGAGGUUGUAAUUGCCAAUAAAUCCAGUUGUAAUUUAUGACACAAACAUUACUUCAAUAAAAUGAAUAAGGUGAAAUGUAAAGCCUCAUUAUGUGUCAACCAAUCAUGUUUUGUGAUUAUGUACUGAAAAGUCAAACAAAGGUUUAAUUCUGUGCAUGUACAUUUAAUGCUUGUAGGACAUAUGCAGGAUUGUAUUGGAUACCUCGUAGACUGUUACUGAGGCACAAGACUCCCUCAAGUUUUUAACAAGGACCCUUCCUCACUGACAAACCCAACACCAACUCAACACUCAAACAGUCGGGACUCUGAUGAUGGUAGUAGGCCUGAUACUUAGUGCAGUCCACAAUCCAACAAAACCAAACGAAACAUACAGUUGGUUUUUGAAGGGUUUGGAAUGGUUAGGGUUCAUAGAUAAAUUUAUCUGUAUGUUCAAAGAUUAGGGUUUUGUUUUUGCGGAACUAAACAUUCUAGCCUUAUAAUUAAAGUCUACAUGAUGGUUACUGCAUGAACUUUCCUAAGAGAGUUGACAUAUUCCAAGGCAAAGGUCGAGUUACUUGCUUGAAAAGGUAACAAAGUAGUCAUGACUUCUCUAAAUAAUCCUGAUAGAAAAAAAGCUUGUUUUCGUUAUCCUUAUUUUAACAAAUAUACUCAGAUUCUUGUUUCAUUUGUCUGAAUGUUAUCAUGAUCUAUUGUAGCUAGUAUUUGUAGGACUGCAUUGUCAAAGAAAAGUGGUAAAGGAAAAUGUAUAAUUGUUGAAAGAUGUAUUUUUGUUGGGAAAAUUAACUCAUUUUUUCACCCACCUUUUGUGAGUCUAACAAUUUGUUUUGUUUUUAAAUGGUUUCAUUACUUUUUUAAACUAUUUUUUGGGGGGCGUCUUAUAUAUGUGGAAUGUUAUUGAGAUACAUCUGUAUUAACUAUCGUCAUGUCAUGCAGUUGUCAUGACAACAAACUAACAAACUUAAAUUCAUUGGAUGUAGUAGAAUGUCUUGAGAAAUUUUUCUGACUUUUCUUUUCACUAUUGUGUACCAUGGUUUCACCCUCGUUGUAGGACGCAGAUUUAAUACUGUGUAAAAUGAAUGUACAGGGUGUAAUCAGUACAAAUGAAUUUUGUAUUAUGGAUAACAAUUCUUCCAAUAAUUCUUCAAAUUUUAUUUUAUUUCUGGCAAAAAAAAAAAAAAAAAAAACAAGUUAAAUGCGUUACAUCUUGCAUGUAAUUUUGAAUAAUGCAUUUAGUGGCAAAAACUAUUAGUAGAAAUUGCAUUAUUUGCUUUAUUAAGUAGGUCACGUAUGUAGCACAUUGUGCCUAUUAAAUGAUGAACCCAAUUUCCUAA
Asterias rubens (European starfish) is the source of this 4424-nucleotide messenger RNA. RefSeq names its product LIM and SH3 domain protein 1-like. The record is from RefSeq and is a predicted model, not a curated record. Gene Ontology annotation, molecular function: actin filament binding. Bases 126 to 938 code for a protein of 270 amino acids. The transcript has 8 exons. Gene Ontology annotation, cellular component: focal adhesion. NCBI's taxonomy places the organism in Eukaryota, Metazoa, Echinodermata, Asteroidea, Forcipulatida, Asteriidae.